GUGUAGUUUUUUGAGAGACCGUGUAAGCUACUCACAUGUUUCACCUCGCUGUACUAACGUCUAGUAAAGUAAACCGAACCUGGAAGGAGGGAAUAGGAGUCAACGGACGAUACCCAGCGUUGAGAACAGACGCUCACAACAGCUCAACGAACGGGAAUACAAUUUUCAAGCUUUAAUUAAGUUAUUUUUCGACUUCUGUUCAUUCAAACAGCUACACUGAAGAUUCAAGCUAAAUUACCUAGGCACAUCAAACCGUUUCACAAGGAAUGCAUUCACUGGGCAGCUCUUCCAAAUGGCCUUCCUAUGAUUCACUCCCGUCCACAUCCAGCUUCCUCCUCAGCGAGAGCGACCUGACGGAGGACGAGGCAGAUGUCUUCUCCUCUGAGGGUGAGGGUGAGAGCGUGGGGAGCAAGGCCUCAGUCGGAGAGGGAGAGGGAGUACACCGGCUUCGGCUGGCAUUUGUCGACCAGGACCGCUUCAGAGCAGAGAGUGGCCAGGCAGAAUGCCGUCCCCACAAGGCUACAUUCCCUCCUCAGGAGAGCCCGGCAAGGAACACAAUGCUAGGCAAAGGGGCCACUUCUCAAGGAGACCUGGCCUUCACAAAGAAAUGCACAGAACUGCAGCAUUACAUCAGACCACUACUAGAGCUGCUAAAUGGGCUGAAAACUGGGAGGUUUCAGAGAGGUCUAAGCAGUUUCCAGCAGAGCGUUGCCAUGGACAGACUUCAAAGGAUUCUGGGAAUUCUGCAGAAACCUGACAUGGGUGAGAAGUAUCUCCGCACCCUGCUGCAGGUGGAGAUGAUGCUGAAGGUUUGGUUCCCUCAGGUGACCAGAGAGCCACUGGUUCAUUCAACCCAGAACCUAAGGUCCAGCCUUCCUCCACGCUGGCACCAGAACCAGCUACACAUCCCAGUCAAAAAGCGUAAGCUGAGCUGGUUGGACUCUGACUUCACCAGCGAGUCCCCACCCCACUGCAAGCGCCUACAGCCCAGUGAUCCCCACCUGGCAGCGCCCCUGAGAGAGCCAGCCACCUACGCGAGUCAGCCCAGAGACCCCAGGAAACCCAGCGAGCCUCGGAGAGCAGAUAUCGGAAAGGAGAGCGGAGGUCGGACUUUGGAACACGACUCAUGCGACGCUCGCAGGCUUUCGCACCCGUGCAGGAGGAGAGAGAAGGGCGGGGGGAAACUCGUGAUCUCCCCUCCUUCUCUGUGUGGCAGCCCGGCAACACAAGACAGCUGCGUCUCCUCCACCAUCGCUGUCGCUGACUCACCGCAGAUCCCCCUUCCUGUAGGGCAGCUGCCGGAGUGCUGUAGCGCCCCUGGUACAGCUCAGGCGGAGGGUGGGCCAGCAGCGAUGACGUCACAGGAAGUUCGGGGGCGGAGCCCGUCUCGCUCGGCUUCGCUGAAACCUUUUAACCAGGAAGAGGAGGGUUUCAGUUCAUCCGUCUGCACGUAGUCCUCAUCCAACCCUACCACGCUGAAUCCCGUUGCACUACUUGAUCAUCUUUUAAUGUAUAUGACCUGUGACAGAAUUACUUUUUUAUUCUUGUGUGAGAACUAUUUUCUUACAAUUGAUAUGAUAAAACAGUGUUUUCCAUUUUGAA
This is a messenger RNA of Osmerus eperlanus (European smelt), 1602 nucleotides long. RefSeq names its product circadian associated repressor of transcription a (gene ciarta). The transcript has 6 exons. Gene Ontology annotation, molecular function: RNA polymerase II cis-regulatory region sequence-specific DNA binding. Gene Ontology annotation, cellular component: nucleus. Gene Ontology annotation, biological process: negative regulation of DNA-templated transcription; circadian regulation of gene expression. NCBI's taxonomy places the organism in Eukaryota, Metazoa, Chordata, Actinopteri, Osmeriformes, Osmeridae. The coding region runs from base 267 to 1454 and encodes 395 amino acids. The record is from RefSeq and is a predicted model, not a curated record.